AUGGGGGACAUCUCACCAGCUGCUCGCUGCCAGCUGUUUGAGUCCAGCAUGAGGAAUGAAGCAAGAAGGCUGCGGACAUUUCGGCAGUGGCCAGGCACCUCACCCGUAUCUGCACGAGACUUGGUCAAGGCUGGCUUUUUCUUUGUGGGUCCAAGAGAUGAAGUACAGUGUUUCUGCUGUGGUGGUGUCCUGCAGGACUGGGCACCUGGUGAUUGCCCAAUAGCAGAGCACCAGAAGUUCUUCCCCUCCUGCGAAUUCAUUCGUGGUGAGGAUGUUGGGAACCAAGAGAUGCUUCCUCUUCAGGAGAUCUUUGACACUGUGGAUGGGCAGUUCCUCAGUUUUUUGCAGGGGAUAGACAGUGAGGAGACAGCUCUCCCCAAUGAACCAGAAUACCCAGAGAUGGUAACAGAGGAGAUGAGACUGUCUACGUUUCAGAACUGGCCACAGUAUACUGACAUGCAUCCUGAGCAACUGGCUAGAGCAGGAUUCUUUUACACGGGACAAGGUGAUGUAGUGAGGUGUUUUUACUGUGAUGGAGGUGUAAGGAACUGGUCUUUUGGAGAUGAUCCUUGGAGGGAACAUGCCAAAUGGUAUCCAGGGUGUGAAUUUUUACUGAGGUCAAGGGGGAGAGGAUUUGUUAGCAGUGUUCAGGAGACCUUUUCCAGCACCCUGCUGUCUCCAAGAGAUUCCUGGAAUCAGACUGAACAACAUUCCUCUGCUUCCCAAGAUCCUCUGAGGAAUUGGGCAGUGCAGGCUCUUCCUUCUCUGGAUCAGUUUACCACAGUGCAGAAUGUCCUGCAGAUGGGCUUUGACUCCACCUGGGUGAUUAACCUGGUAGAGAAUAGAUACAUUCUGUCUGGGACUUUCUACCUUUCUGAGUCUGAACUGAUUUCUGAUCUGCUUCAGUCAGACUGGGAAGAGAGCAGCAGUGCAGAGGAGAGCAGAGAUGCUGCUCAGAGAGAGAGUGAAACGUCACGUUCAAGAGAAGAAGUGCAAUCUGUGCAACAAAAGGAAUCAGCUGAGUCUGGGAUGAGCACAGAAGAACAGCUCCGCCGCCUGCAAGAGGAGAGGAUGUGCAAAGUGUGCAUGGACAGAGAUGUGUCUGUUGUGUUUGUUCCUUGUGGCCACCUGGUAGCUUGUGGAGAAUGUGCUCUCAAUUUGAGGUUGUGUCCUAUCUGCAGAGCACUCAUCCGUGGAACUGUGAGAACUUUCAUGUCCUGA
Molecule: messenger RNA, 1221 nt
Organism: Colius striatus (speckled mousebird)
Lineage: Eukaryota; Metazoa; Chordata; Aves; Coliiformes; Coliidae
Gene: BIRC7
Product: baculoviral IAP repeat containing 7
Exons: 7
Coding region: 1-1221 (406 amino acids)
Biological process (GO): regulation of cell cycle; negative regulation of apoptotic process; positive regulation of protein ubiquitination
Cellular component (GO): nucleus; cytoplasm
Molecular function (GO): ubiquitin protein ligase activity; cysteine-type endopeptidase inhibitor activity involved in apoptotic process
Source: RefSeq, a predicted model, not a curated record